UAUAAAUGAUAGAAGAGAAGUACAAAUUUAUUGAGUCGAUUGACUACGGCGAGACUGGACCACAUAAAACUUAUGUGUAUAAAGCUCAAGAUUACGAAACUGGCAAGAUAUACGCAAUUAAAGAGUACACAUCAGAGAGGUUUCAGGACUGGGCACAAGUCAUGAAGUUACCAGAGGUCUUUGUAGCAAGGAAAUUGAGCCAUGAAAAUAUUGUGACUCUGAAGGACGUCAUUCUCGAAGAGAACCAGAAAGCAAAGAUAGGCAUUCAGGCUUCAAAGCUGAAUCUGGUGUUUGAGUACAUGGACUUCAAUGUACAGAAAAUGAUUGAUAGGAAAUCAACAGAUGUAGGCGCUGAAGCUAGAGUCAAAGGAAUUAUCUAUGAUGCUCUGAAGGGACUGAAGGCCCUCCACGAUCAUGGAUUUGCUCAUUGUAAUCUCAAACCUGCUCAUUUGUUCAUACAUGAAGAGAAAGGAAAGACGUUAAUCGGAGAUUUAUCCACUUGUGUAGAUAAAUAUUCGAAGAAUAAACCAACUAAUGUAGGAACAAACUUCUUUAAAGCACCUGAAGUUCUUCUUGGAAGUACUACUUAUGAUGAGAAAUGAGAUAUUUUCUCUCUUGGGCUUAUCUUUUGCUACUUGAUGGCCAACAAACCUCUUAUUAGUGGUCUAGAUAAUCCUUCGCAAUUGAAUCAGAUGUGUGCUUUACUGGGAACUCCAAAGGAGUCAAUGUGGCCUGAAGCAUAUGACUUAUCUCUAGAAAUGGACUAUCGGUUCCCAAUUCAAUACCAGAAAUCAACAGAUACAACCUUGGAUCCAUCUCCUAUCUCUACAUCUCUGAAGAACUGUUCUCCAGAAGCCAUAGACUUGAUCUACAAGAUGUUGAUGAUGCAUCCCAAAUACAGAUUCUCUGCUGAAGAAUGUCUGAAGCACCCAUUCUUCGAAAACAUGGUGAUUAAUGAGAAGGAUGAGAAAGAAAUAAGCCCUACGUACUUUAUGAACAAGGACUUUUACCAUCCAGAUCAUGACCCUAGAGCCUUUUACAGACAGAAGAUCAAAGAGUACAAGGCUGAUACUGGGAGGAUCUAUAAGCACUUUAUUCGUGAGGAGACUAAGACACCAGAUAAACCUUUUAAGCCAAAAUUUCCUAAAUAUCAUAACAAAUAUUCAAUGUUGGAUGCUGAAUUUGCACCAGUGGAGAAGAAGCCACUGACUACGUAUAAAAGCGUGAAGGAUCUCCCGAAGCAUUUCUCAGAUCACCGAAUUCUUCGUAUGCUGAAGGUAGGGCAGAAUGCUAUCUUUGGUACUGAGAUUGCUGAUAUGGAUAAGAUCAAACAUGAUCUGGAGGAGCGAGAUUACCUCAAAAGGCCUUAUAAGGAUCAUACAAGGCACACUAGAGGAGGCCCUCAAAUCAAAAAUAUGGGCAAAGGCCCAAAUUAUUUUGUGUCAGGGGUGCUAAACGAUGAUGACAAAUAUCUCAAGAAUGGCUAUGGCAACCGAAGGAUGUUCUAAACAUAUAUAUUCCCUACAAUUUUGAUAUCAGAGAUAGCUCCACUA
This is a messenger RNA of Moneuplotes crassus, 1553 nucleotides long. NCBI's taxonomy places the organism in Eukaryota, Ciliophora, Spirotrichea, Euplotida, Euplotidae. The record is from the annotation of a GenBank genome assembly.